AUGCGUUUCACUGCUCUUUCCUUUGGUUUAACCGCUUCUACCAUGUUGCUGUUUACUUCUACUACUAUGGCAUCGCCUAUUCAUGGAGUUGAAGACCUGUCAUUACCUGAUGGAAGCUCUGGUGUUACUGGAGGUGCUGUAGAGGGUGUCGUCGGUAGUGAUUCAAUUGUGAACGAUGGAAUCUCUAAAAUUACUCAAGUCACAGAUGGUGGUAUUGGAGAUACACUUGGUGGCCUUGGCGAUCAUACGCUCGUCUCAGGCGCAUUGGACCACUCCCCCAUCGAUGCAGGAAGAGAAAUUGCAAGUCAUAUCGUUAGCGAUUCACCUUUAAAGCGUAGAGGUUUAAUCAAGAUGCUUCAACGUCGUGUUAAUACUCAAAUUACAACAGAGAGUAUCAUGACCCCUGCUGCUGGUGCUGUAAAGGCGGCUGAUGCUGCUGCCAAAAAGGCUACUGAAGCUGUCGGUGUGGCUCCUGGUGGUGAAGAUGAAGAAGAAGAAGACGAGGAAGAGCCCGAUGAGGAAGAAGCUGAUGAACCAGGCCUUAAGCGUCGUUCGGAUGAAGAGGAUGAAGAUGAAGAAGAUGAAGAUGAAGGUGGUAGUGGUAAAUCAAAGAAAGUUGCUAAACGUGCAACUGCUGCUGAUAAAACUUCUUCUAAUGUGGGUCAUGAUGAAGAAGAAGAAGAUGAAGAGGAAGCUGAUGAAGAAGAAGCUGAUGAAGAAGAAGUUGAUGAAGAAGAAGCCGACGAACCUGGUGAUGCUGCUCCUGCUAAGCACCCUUAA
Molecule: messenger RNA, 780 nt
Organism: Cokeromyces recurvatus
Lineage: Eukaryota; Fungi; Mucoromycota; Mucoromycetes; Mucorales; Mucoraceae
Exons: 1
Coding region: 1-780 (259 amino acids)
Source: RefSeq, a predicted model, not a curated record